Messenger RNA from Ceratotherium simum simum (southern white rhinoceros), 2282 nucleotides. RefSeq names its product neurexophilin 3 (gene NXPH3). Gene Ontology annotation, molecular function: signaling receptor binding. Lineage: Eukaryota; Metazoa; Chordata; Mammalia; Perissodactyla; Rhinocerotidae. The record is from RefSeq and is a predicted model, not a curated record.
GCGGGGAGCGGCGGCAGGGGCUCGGCGCGGCCAGGGGCGUCCGCCAGGGGGCGCGCCGCGACGGGGCGGGAGGGGCCGUCUGGUCUGGGGAAUUAGCACCAGGGACGGGCGCGCGCUCGGGUCCCCAGCACAUCUGGACGAGAGCGACGCCGCUGGAACCGAGGGGGGCGCCGAGCGCAGAUCUGCGGAGCGGCAAAGCCACCGCGCAGCUGGGGCCCUUCGAGGCGCUUGGGGCGCACAUCUAGUACCUCGAGAGGGGGCCGCGCCGCGCGCAGCUGGACCAGGGGAGGGGGCGGCGGCUGCACAGCUGGACCGAAGGGGGCGGGGUCGGUCCUGGGCGGCUGGCAGAGGGGAGGGCCGCGAAUCGCCGGGGACUGGAGCAUGGGACGGCGCGCCUGAAAGAGCGAGGGUAAGGAAGGGGCCUGGGACCCCGCAAGGAAAAGAGGAGAGACAGGGGCCCGAGAGCAAAGGAGGAAGAUGCAACUGACUCGCUGCUGCUUCGUGUUCCUAGUGCAGGGCAGCCUCUAUCUGGUCAUCUGUGGCCAGGAUGAUGGUCCCCCUGGCUCAGAGGACCCUGAGCACGAUGACCAUGAGAGCCAGCCCCGGCCCCGGAUGCCUCGGAAGCGGGGCCACAUCUCACCUAGGUCCCGCCCCAUGGCCAACUCCGCUCUCCUAGGGCUGUUGGCUCCACCUGGGGAGGCAUGGGGGGUUCUUGGGCAGCCUCUCAACCGCCCGAAUCACAGCCCCCCACCCUCGGCCAAGGUGAAGAAAAUCUUUGGCUGGGGCGACUUCUACUCCAACAUCAAGACCGUAGCCCUGAACCUGCUCGUCACUGGGAAGAUCGUGGACCACGGCAACGGGACCUUCAGCGUCCACUUCCGGCACAACGCCACGGGCCAGGGCAACAUCUCCAUCAGCCUCGUGCCCCCCAGUAAGGCUGUAGAGUUCCACCAGGAGCAGCAGAUCUUCAUCGAAGCCAAGGCCUCCAAAAUCUUCAACUGCCGGAUGGAGUGGGAGAAGGUGGAACGGGGCCGCCGGACCUCGCUCUGCACCCAUGACCCAGUCAAGACCUGCUCCCGAGACCACGCUCAGAGCUCAGCCACCUGGAGCUGCUCCCAGCCCUUCAAAGUCGUCUGCGUCUACAUCGCCUUCUACAGCACGGACUAUAGGCUGGUCCAGAAGGUGUGCCCGGAUUACAACUACCACAGCGAUACCCCCUACUACCCCUCUGGGUGACCCUGGCAGGCCACAGAGGCCAGGCCAGGGCUGGAAGGACAGGUCUGCCCUGCAGGAGGCCAUCUGUCUGGACACUGGGCAGGGAAGGGGAUGGGCCUCAGGCAGGGAGGCGGGUGGAGAGGAGGAGAUGCUAAGUGGGGCCAGGCCAAGUCUCAAGCGGUGGGGAAGGGGUCCUACGUGCUGGCCCCAGCCUGAGGUUGUGGAGCGGCCAGGACACGGGAGCACUGGAGGAGGAGUGAGUUCUCAGUGCAGCCUCACAGCGUUCCCCGCUGAGCAACAGGCAGAGGCUGGAUCCAGGAGGCUCCUGGGGCGAGCAAACCAGUGUGGCCCCAGUAGAGUCAUGGAGAGGAGCCUAACACCUUGGCUCCCUCCCUGCCAUCCCGAGGAAGGGCAGCAAUAAGCAGAGGGGUGUUACGUCAGUGGGGCCACCAAGUAGGCGAUGAAGAACAGCUGAGAUGGGGCUUCCUGGGGGCCGACCCUGGGCGUGGAGGAACUGUCCAGCCCCGCCCAGUGGGCAGCCCCAAGCCCCUUGUCCUGGACUGUGGACUGAGCUUGGCUUGAGGCUGAAGUGGUGACCUUUGGUGUCUUCGAUGUCUUGACAAAUAGACCCAUCUGCCCCCAGCCAGGCCACCGCUUUCCAAAAUUUCCUCUCCUUCUGUUGCUCCCCACCCACCCUCGUGCUGAAGGGACACCCAUCCUUAAGCUGAGACAGAGGGCGAUCGUGGUUCUCCCAGCACCAAGUGGAAGCCCACCCAUGCACUGUGUGUCCCUCCUCCACCCCACCCCCUGCUGGCUCCUCUAGGAGCAUCCUUGUCCAGCGAAACAUCCUUCAAUAGCCAGCCUUGCCUGUCAGAUGGGGGCUCACCUGGAUAGAGAUGGUGCCUCCCCUCUCGGCCCUUGGGGCCCUCAGCAGCUCGGGGCUGGACUGUGGAGGGUGUGCUGGACCUGUUCCAUAGUGUCUGUCUCUGGGUGGGGGAGGGGAGGGGAGGGAGGUCUUGUGAAAUCACCUGAUUGUCAACUUCUUGUUCUUGGAGCAGGAAAUAAAG